CUGCGCGCGCCCUGGAGCACUUCCGCCCUGUUGUGAAGUGGGUGUCUUGGUGGUCACAGUCUUGGGGAACAGCCUCUCUCUCUCAGAAGCCCCUUGAAGGACACACCACAGAUGCCAGAAGUCAUUGAAUGAGGACAGCACAGCUGAAGUGAGACAUCCAAGCCAGACAAUGGCUGUGGCCCUGGUAUCUGAGGCCCAGGCUUCUCCCCCGUCAGAGCCUGACGACCUCCUGAUUGUGAAACUGGAAGAGGACUCAUGGGGAUCAGAACCCAAAACCCUGAAGGACUGUGACCCUGUCCCUGGUCCUGAGGCUUCCCGCCAGCGCUUUAGGCAGUUCCAGUACAGGGAUGCUGCUGGACCCCAUGAGGCCUUCAGCCAGCUUUGGGCUCUCUGCUGUCAUUGGCUGAGGCCAGAGAUCCGCCUCAAAGAGCAGAUCUUAGAGCUGCUGGUGCUGGAGCAGUUCCUGAUCAUCUUACCCCAGGAAGUGCAGAGCUGGGUGCAGGCACGCCAUCCUGAGAGUGGGGAGGAAGCAGUGGCCCUGGUGGAGGAUUGGCAUCGAGAGGCCCAAGCUGCCCAGCAGCGGGAACUAGAGUGGUGUGCAGAAGAGACCAAACCCUUAAAGGCAGCACAAGAAUCUCAGCGCUUCCAGCUACAGCCGGCAGAUCACAGGCCUGAGGGACAGUCUCAGAAACAAUGGGUGAAGAAUUUAUGCUCUGACCUCCCUAAGCAUCUAAAUGCCAAGAUGGCAUCACACCUCUUAAAAGAGAGUGCUGUCCUCACUCCUCGAGUCCCUACUCUUCCAAAGAUGGGUAGUGUUGGAGAUUGGGAGGUGACAGCUGAGUCUCAGGAAGCCCUGGGCCCUGGCAAACAUGAUGAGAAGGAGUUCUGCAAGGACCCUGCAGGAGAUGAUUGUGGGAACAGCAUGUGUCUGGGAGUUUCAGUUUUGAAACCAAGUGUCACUUCCCAGCUAGAGCAAGGAUCAGAAUUCUGGGAUGUAAACCUUAUAGAUUCUGUGAAAAGGAGCACUGCUGAUUAUAACCUGGAUAAUGAACCAACAAAACCAGCUCAGGCAUUGGCCUUAAAGGACUCCAGGGCCUGGGAAGAACAAUACCAAUGGGAUGUGGAAGACAUGAAGGUGUCAGGUGUUCACUGGGGCUAUGAGGAGACCAAGACUUUCCUAGCAAUCUUGAGCGAGUCUCCUUUCUCUGAAAAGCUUCGGACUUGUCACCAGAACCGCCAGGUGUACCGGGCUAUUUCGGAACGGUUAAGGGCACGGGGCUUCCUGCGGACACUGGAACAAUGUCGCUACAGGGUCAAAAACCUCCUCCGGAAUUACCGGAAAGCCAAGAGCAGUCACCCACCAGGGACAUGCCCCUUCUACGAGGAGCUGGAGGCCUUGGUGAGGGCUCGGACGGCCAUCAGAGCCACAAGUGGCUCAGGAGAGGCUGUGACACUCCCCAGGCUGGGGGAUAGUGAUGCUGAGAUGGAUGAGCAGGAGGAAGGGGGCUGGGAGCCUGAGGAAACAACAGAAGACUAUAGUAAUGCUGGCCUGGCUACUGAUGAGUCUGCCCAGGGGGCCAGGAUUGCAGGGGGCCCAGCGCUUCUCCAGAGUCGUAUUGCAGGUGUGCACUGGGGCUACGAGGAAACCAAGGCUUUCCUGGCAAUUCUCAGUGAAUCCCCAUUCUCUGAAAAGCUUCGUACCUGUCACCAGAACAGCCAGGUAUAUCGGGCCAUUGCAGAGCGGCUGUGUGCACUGGGUUUCCUGCGAACACUGGAGCAAUGUCGCUACAGAUUCAAAAACCUCCUUCGAAGCUACCGGAAGGCCAAGAGCAGCCACCCACCAGGGACAUGCCCCUUCUAUGAGGAGCUGGACUCACUCAUGAGGGCUCGGACUUCAGUCAGAGCCAUGGAGACUGUCAGGGAGGCAACAGGUCUUCCUAGGUCUGGGCAGAACAGUACUGAGACAGAUGACCAGGAGCCCUGGAGUGAGAUGGCAGAUGAAGAUGCCAUUAAACCUCCAACCCCAUGUCCUAAAACUCCAGACACUGGUUUUGAGUUGAGGCAUAAGGAUGAAGAGCAGGUUUCAGAACAGGACAUUUUUGAGGAUUUACCUGGAGCCUUACCAAAAUAUACUUCAGAGGCUGUUUACUCUCUGCAUGACUGGGGGGAAGACAGUGAAAAUGAAAAUGAAGGUGAAGGGAUAUGGGGUAAUCCUCCACAAGAACAGUGGGAAGAGUGUUCUUCUGAGGAGGACUUAGAAAAGCUCAUUGAUCAUCAAGGCUUGUACCUUGCAGAGAAACCCUACAAGUGUGACAUAUGUGUGAAAAGCUUCAAUAGGAGCUCCCACUUCAUUGCCCAUCAGCGGAUCCACACAGGUGAGAAGCCCUACACAUGCCUUGAAUGUGGAAAAAGCUUUAGUGACCGCUCUAACCUCAAUACGCAUCAGAGAAUCCACACUGGAGAGAAGCCCUACAGAUGCCUUGAAUGUGGAAAAAGGUUUAGUGAUCACUCCAAUCUCAUCACCCACCAGAGAAUUCACACGGGAGAAAAGCCCUAUAAAUGUGGGGAAUGUUGGAAAAGCUUCAAUCAGAGCUCAAACCUUCUGAAACAUCAAAGAGUCCAUUUGGGAGGAAAUCCUGACCAGUGUAGUGAGACUGGGGAGAGCAUUGGCCACAGCCCAUCGGUUAGUGCACACUGGAUGGAUUUCACAGAGGGAACAGCUGAGCCAUCUCACAGUGUUGGGAUGAACGUGAGCUUUCCUAUAUCCCACAGCACCAACGCAGGGGAGAAACUGUAUCAGUGCUCUGAAUGUAGAAGGUGCUUCUCAAAGAGCUCCGCCCUCAUUAGUCACCAAAGAAUCCACACAGGAGAGAAACCUUAUGAGUGUGCUGAUUGUGGGAAAAGCUUCAGUAAGAGUUCCACCCUGGCCAACCACCAGCGAACCCACACUGGGGAAAAGCCGUAUAAGUGUGUAGACUGUGGGAAAUGCUUCAGUGAGCGUUCCAAGCUCAUCACCCACCAGAGGGUACACACAGGAGAGAAGCCCUACAAAUGCCCAGAGUGUGGAAAGUUCUUCCGGGACCGUUCUAACCUCAUCACUCACCAGAGAAUUCACACGGGAGAGAAGCCCUAUAAGUGCAGAGAGUGUGGGAAAUGUUUUAACCAGAGCUCCAGUCUUAUUAUUCACCAGAGAAUCCACACUGGGGAGAAACCCUAUAAGUGUACAGAGUGUGGCAAAGACUUCAACAACAGCUCUCACUUCAGUGCCCACCGGAGAACCCAUACAGUUGGCAAAGCAUCAUAGGAGACCCCUCCCCCAAGAAAAGAGUGAUAUAUGUAUAUUUAUAUCUCCUAAGAUCUUAAGACCUAAACUAGAAAGAAAUCUUCCAGUUUUUAAGCUUGGCGUAUAUCCAGAGAAGUUUUGGUAAAAUCCAGGUAAUUUGGAAGUGAAUUACAAAUACUAAGGAUCCAGAUUUGAAGGCACUUUGCUUUUCAAGUGUAGUUUGUUUUUUUUCCUGUUAAAUCCCGCCCCCCCAAUCCUCAAGCUAUCCGUAUAUCUGCUGUUGCAUUAGAGCUUUUUUAGUAUUUGAGCCAGACUGAUGGCUUAGGGGAUUAGAGUUAAAUCAGUGGCCUGGAGUAGUGAUUUCAGACCCUGCUGUGCCUUUACACUGCCCAUCCCCCUGGCAGUGAUUCUCACACAUGGCACUUUGCAGGCAGGGCACAUCCUCACAGGAGAACCUUGAGACUGGUGAGAGAGGGGCAUAACUGAAAAUCAGUGGCCAAGAGAGUAGUCCACCAUGAGCUUAGCAAUGAGUAGGAACAACAGUGACAUCAUUAUAAAAAUCAUCAUUAAUAAUAGCAAAAAAACUCAGUAUUUAUUGAGCAUUUGCUUUUUGGCAGGCUAUGUGGUAAGCAGUUUAUAUGUGUUAUCUCAUUUAAUCCUCAUGACAGGAGAUACCUGUCAAAUUCCUACUCAUUUCCCAGGAGCAAACUGAGCUGUAGAAAGUUAAGUUACUUGCAUUGGUCACACAUCUGAAAAUGAGAGAGGCAGAAUUCAGCCAUAUCCAUGUGUUUCCAGGGUCUGAAAUGCUUUCAGUGUGCCACUGAGUUCCCUUUCAUGUUAGGACAAGUAACUCAGGUACCAGGAUCUCAAAAUGUGAUACUCAAUAAAUUAUCCUUUUGUCAAA
Messenger RNA from Heterocephalus glaber (naked mole-rat), 4187 nucleotides. RefSeq names its product zinc finger and SCAN domain containing 20 (gene Zscan20). Gene Ontology annotation, molecular function: RNA polymerase II cis-regulatory region sequence-specific DNA binding; DNA-binding transcription activator activity, RNA polymerase II-specific. The record is from RefSeq and is a predicted model, not a curated record. Lineage: Eukaryota; Metazoa; Chordata; Mammalia; Rodentia; Bathyergidae. Gene Ontology annotation, cellular component: nucleus. Gene Ontology annotation, biological process: regulation of transcription by RNA polymerase II.